Molecule: messenger RNA, 2355 nt
Organism: Mytilinidion resinicola
Lineage: Eukaryota; Fungi; Ascomycota; Dothideomycetes; Mytilinidiales; Mytilinidiaceae
Exons: 5
Coding region: 1-2355 (784 amino acids)
Source: RefSeq, a predicted model, not a curated record
AUGCCCUCAAACCUAGUUCCUAACCUGGAGUUCAACAGUUACCGUGAUCAUCCUGGUUCAGAGCUUGAGAGUACUGGAACUGGCGUAGCUGGGGACUCUGGCUACGGUACUCUUUCACAACCCGCAACGCAAUCCAUUGCAAGCAUGGAACCUGCAGAGUACAAUCAAGAUGUUCCAGCAAGCAUCGACUUCCGUUUGACUGAGUUCAAUUUUGCGCCUGGAUCCAUUCGUCCUACGAAUCAUUUCCGAGCUGAAAAAACCGAUCGUACUAAGCCUACCAAAGCCAGGAAUCUCAAUCUCAAAGCUCUUACAUGUCCACAGUGCGGCGACGUAGCCAAGUGUAAAUCCGAGAUGAAGAAGCAUCACCUCAAGCAUGUCAAACCAUAUAAAUGUGACAUCAGAAACUGUCGAAGGGGUACGAGAGGGUUCACCACAAUCAACGACCUGAACCGGCACAAAAAAAGCGUACACAACAUCACCGUGGGCGCUGCCACGAAGUCAUACCAGUGUGCGUCUGAGCAUUGUAGAAAUAGGGGGAAGAUAUGGCCGCGGCUGGACAACUUCAAGCAGCACAUACAUCGAAUGCAUAAGGAUGAGAACGUUGAGGAUCUGAUCAGACGAUCUUUAUGUCAUGAGAGCCAACGCUCGGACUCUCCAACUCCUCAACCCUUGUCAGUAGCACCUAUGGAUACGACACUUGCCGGCAUUGGUUUCGAGAGCUUCUCAAUGCCGUCAUACACUGCUUCUGGAGCCGCAAGCCUUACGUCCGAUCAAACUCCACAGCAUUGGGGCGAUCUAGAUGUUAGUCAUGACUUCGAAAUUGAUGAUAAUCACCCAUCCACAAAUCACGAGUACUAUACCUCAUCUUCUCAGCAUCCCGACCAAGGAAUGCCCUCUGGUUACAGGCAAUCUGACAAUGGCCAGUCUAAUCACAUGGAAGGAAACACCCCUAGUCCGUGGAGAAGUAGCUCAACAAGCACCAACCUAGGAGUGUUGGCUGACGUUGCCUGUAAUGCGCCUCCUCAGGUUUCUUCAGGUAGCCCAUCAGCAGGCAAACUUCCUCAGCGGCCCACAGCUCUAUCUGGAGAGCCUCAAACCAAGGCGGAGCAGCGAAAGAGAGCCGUUCUUGGCGAAGUCUCAAAAUACAUUGCUACGAAGAUUCCGGAAAAUACCGAAGGGAAAUCCCUGGAUAAAGCGGUCUGGCGUCUCCUCAGCCGUGCCACUGGUCUAGACAAAAAGGAUUCUCCCCUCUCUAUGAAUGAUUCCAAUAGCAAUCUCUCUGAUAACGAUCGAUCUUCAUCAUCAGACGAUUCGGCAGAAGGUAGCCUCGAAACUAUGUCGAAAGCCGACCUAGUGAAGGGCCUUGAAGCUUUGGCAAAGGCCAUCAAGCGAGACAAAGGUCAUAAGAACUUGGUUGGUCAACGACAAAGGCCUUUUUCUGGCAGUAAUGAGACUUGCCCGGAGUGCAACAAAACUCUGCCUCGUAGAUGUGAUCUCAAGAAACACAUGAAGCGACAUACUCGGCCAUACGGAUGCACUUUUCCGAAUUGUAAGAGAAGCUUCGGUUCCAAGAGCGAUUGGAAGCGCCACGAAAACUCCCAGCAUUUCCAACUCGAGACAUGGCGCUGCCAACAGUCUAAAGAGCAGUCCUGCUGCGCCGAGCUCUUCUACCGCCGCGAGGUGUUUGAAGAGCAUCUCAAGGAGAAACAUACCGUGAUCGGCGAAGAAGCCGCAAACGAAGUCAAGUCCUGUCGCAUCGGCCGUAACGGCCAGGGCCAGUUCUGGUGUGGAUUCUGUCAAAAGAUCAUUCCGUUACAGAACAAGCGUUCUGCAGCAUGGGAUGAACGGUUCAAUCACAUCGAUGAGCAUUUCAGAGACAAGAAGGACAUCACCACCUGGUUGUGUCUGGAGGCGAGGAAGACGAAGGAAGAAGUGAUGAAGGAGAUGGAUAAAAACUGCUUUGAUUACGAUGAUGAUGCCGGCGGGGAAGAUUGUCAGGACGAUGAUAGCCCUUCAGCCAGCCAGUCGAUAGCUAGUCAGCACCGAACUCCACCUGAUGGGUCUAACACAUCUCCGAUCUUGGUUGACGGAUCACCGGCGCGCUCUUCUAAUCCUCGUAAACGGCUUUUGAGCACCGAUCCAAUCUCGUCUUCAUCCUCCGCAAGACUCCCGGCAAAGAGGAAGGAAAUAGUUCGCUACUGCUGUCAAUGUACGCUAGGGCCAUAUUCUAGCAAGCUAUAUACCAGCUGUUUGGACUGUGAGCACGAAUUCUGUGGGGAUUGCUCCCGCAAGGUUGUCGCUUGCAAUUUGCUGGAGAGCAAUAUCGAAUUGAACAUUUUUGCUCAUGAGAAUUGA